This is a messenger RNA of Hordeum vulgare subsp. vulgare (domesticated barley), 488 nucleotides long. Its product is annotated as acyl transferase 1-like. The record is from RefSeq and is a predicted model, not a curated record. The transcript has a single exon. Lineage: Eukaryota; Viridiplantae; Streptophyta; Magnoliopsida; Poales; Poaceae. Bases 45 to 488 code for a protein of 147 amino acids.
UACAAUACAACACAAGGUCACAAGCACCCAAGGGUUGGAACGCAAUGGCGAAGUUCACCGCACGCCGGAGCAAGCCCGAGCUGGUGGCGCCGGCACGGCCAACGCCGCGCGAGACCAAAGCCCUCUCCGACAUUGACGACUGUUACGACCUACGAGUCUACUCUUGUGGGAUCGGGUUCUUCCGCUGCCGGCCAGGCGGCCAUCCAACGACAACGCCGGCAAAGGCCAUCAAGGCGGCGCUCGCGGAGGCUCUUGUGUACUACUACCCUAUCGCCGGUCGGUUGAGAGAGGUUUUCCAGACAAAAAAGCUGGUGGUGGACUGCACCGGAGAGGGAGUGGUGUUUGUGGAAGCAUCGGCCGAUGUGGGGUUGGAAGAGUUUGGAAAUCCAGCACCGCGCCCCCCAUACCCAUGCAUCGAGGAACUAUUAUGUGACGCUGGCGAUACGAAAGUCGUGGUUGACAAGCCCUUGUUCUUUGUCCAAGUAUGA